ACUUCAUUACAAAGCUUGAAAGCAAAAUGGCAGCACCUUUUAAAUAUAACUACGCGAUUGUGAGCCGAAUUCCCGAUAGUUUUAAGAAACAGCACCCUGAUGUGGAUCUUGAACAUGCCAGGGCAGAUCUUGAGAAAUAUGUGGACCUCCUCAGACGGCUUGGAAUCGAUGUUUUGGAGCUGCCAGCGGACGAGAAACAUCCCGAGUGUGUGAAUGUUGAUGACACUGCGGUGGUGAUAAAUGGAACUGCACUGAUGUGCUGUCCUCCAGAAAGACAAGGAGAGGUGAAUGUGAUCCGUCAGACUCUACGGCGAGAACUCGGCCUGAAGAUUGUGGAGAUCCAGAAUCCAUCAAAGGUCGCUCUCGAGGGCGGAGACGUACUCUUCACAGGUAAAGAGAUCAUCGUCGCACUAUCUCAGCAGACUAACGAAGCCGGUGCCCAAGCUGUCGCAUCAGCCUUCCCUGAAUAUGCCACCACCCCAGUCAAGAUCCCCAAUGGCUACCACUUGAAGGACCUUGUGUGCAUGGCUGGAAGGGACAUCAUGAUCCACGGGUCAAGCAGGACGGUUGAGGACAUCAUGAGGCAAAUUCGGAUCCAUGCGAGUUUUGGAUACUCCACCAUUGCCUUAGAGGAUGACCAUGCUUCCAACGGUCUCUAUUGCAAUGGUACCUUGGUUCAUCUCUCCGACAAACAAAUGUCGGGAAAGAGUUUUGGCACCCUUGAGAACAAGAUCGACUUCCCACGCCAGGCUCUGGACAUGGAGAGCCUGUUGAAGGGAGAGAGUUGCCUGACCCGUGUUGCUAUGCUGGUCGGAAAGGCCAAGUAUCCCAAGAAGAUUGUUUCGACACUCGAUUAAGAAUUUCAUGUCGGUGGCUGUGUAUAACAUCUAAAAUAGUUCCACUUUGCUGUAUAGAAUAUGGAAUGAGAAAAUGUCAGCAAAUUUUGGUUUUCAAAUGUUCAAAAUGAUGGUAACUGAAGACAGCUAAGAAAUCAGAAGGGGCCAUCUCUUUGUGGGAAGACUGAAGGACAGUUGAUCUCCUUGAAUAAGUUGAAAUGUGCCAUAUGGUCACUGUCCUUCUUCAUAAAAAAAUUAUCAUUGAAUCGUUGCAUAAAGGAAUGAAGUACUGCAAACCCAAAUACAUGUAUAUUGCAUACAUUUUAUUUUCUAGGCUUUUCUUCAUGUUUACAGAUAAUUGCAAAGAUAUAUGGCUAGGUUUAAAAUAGUUGAUGCUUGAUCAUAUGAAAACUGUAUUCAAAAAUGUUCCAUGUCUAUCUUAUCUGAUCUAAUUGUAAAAUGUGUGCACUGUGCAACUCAAACCUGGUAUUACCAGGGCUCCAACCUGCGAUUAUCAUCAAAAAACAUCUCUCGUAUUCAGGUCAAACCGGUUCUUGCUGGUUUUGAUACUGAUCACAAGUGAUUGUCAUCACCAAUUCUUGUCGCAGGUGACAGAGAUCGCCUGUGGUCAUUAUUGGAGGUCGCAAUGGUUGAAAUCCCUCGUGUGCGGGCGCUUUAUCUAAAGUCAAUCUGUGUGUAGCUAGGAGCAAAUGUAAUGCUGAUGACAAAGAAUAUUAAUAGUUCACCACUGAAACUGCUCUGCCUCCAUGAAAGCCCAGGUUCUAAGAGUGUCCAACACUUCUUAGGCCUGAUUAUGGCCUUGGAUACAAUGGGAUAUUUGAUGUGGGUAUAUAAUGUAUGUAGGCCUAUAGCAGCAGUUGUUUUUAUUUGUAUAUGUAUUGCACAAUAGGAAGUUGAGUGUUGCCAGGAUCUCCUCAUGACAGCCGAGGCCUAGUGGAGUUCCACAUGCCUUAUUUGGCCUUAAGGACUGGCUGGUGAAGUCAAUGCAACUAUCGGUUAUUUUAUUUCUGCCUGCCUUGAUGUUCCCGGGCAUUUAUAAGAACAUUGCAAUGUAUUUGUCAAUUCUUACCUCAUGAAAGUCCAGGUUGAAAUUGAAUCAGCCUGAUUUAGACCUUGGGGUUUAGUGAUUUCAUUGUAUGUUUAUAUUGCUUGUAUUCAUUAUCUGUGGAACAGAACCAAUUGUUAAACAAUUUUAGAUAACAAUCAACUGUAAAUGUCUCAUGAAAGCCCAGGACUUUUGUUUAUUCAGUCCUGAUUUAGGCCUUGAGACUUUGGUUGGUUGAAAUCAUCAAUUAAUAAAUAAUGUGUUUUUGUUCUAGAAAAAGUGUCGAAAAGAUAAUAAAAUGUCACUUUUUAGUACAAGUGGUAUACUACACACCUGAUGAAAGUUUGGAUACUUUUCCCGGGUUGACCCUUUAUGCCCCAUGAAAGCCCAGGUCAUGGGUUGAACCAUUGACCUGAUUUUGGCCUUGGGGUGUGGGAAAAUACUUGGAAGUGUACUAACUUCAUCGAAGCUUUUGAUAGUUCAUCAGACACUUCUGACAAAUGGAGUCUUUGUAGGGCGAUUGAAAGUUAUAUGCCACUGGGCUAAUACCAGGACAUUCGGCCUUAUUGGGGAAUAUUUGGAUUCGGGCCUUUCUUCCUCAUUCUCGUCAAGACAGUGGUUCAAGUCGCUUGUCACAUUAUGACCUUGAGGAAGAUCGCGUGGGGUGGGUUUUGAGGUAAAAAGAGCAAGAUAGACUCUGAAAAUGGAAAUUUAAUGAAUCUUGGCACCCCAGUAUGUAAACUUAAUUUGGACAUCAAACACCGUUUUUGAACUGUUUGUGCUGCCAAUGUUCUGGUAUUGGUCCAAACUUGUCAUUUUAUGUCAGAGCUUUGUUCCAUAGUUACUGUCUGGGACAUGCAUUGUUUUAUAUAUGAAGUCAAAAUAAAUAGUUUCUACUUUAUCCGCAAA
Messenger RNA from Lineus longissimus, 2811 nucleotides. RefSeq names its product N(G),N(G)-dimethylarginine dimethylaminohydrolase 1-like. Gene Ontology annotation, biological process: positive regulation of nitric oxide biosynthetic process; arginine metabolic process. The coding region runs from base 27 to 857 and encodes 276 amino acids. Lineage: Eukaryota; Metazoa; Nemertea; Pilidiophora; Heteronemertea; Lineidae. The record is from RefSeq and is a predicted model, not a curated record. The transcript is spliced from 5 exons. Gene Ontology annotation, molecular function: amino acid binding; dimethylargininase activity.